Drosophila elegans is the source of this 4220-nucleotide messenger RNA. Its product is annotated as acetylcholinesterase. Gene Ontology annotation, molecular function: acetylcholinesterase activity. Lineage: Eukaryota; Metazoa; Arthropoda; Insecta; Diptera; Drosophilidae. Gene Ontology annotation, cellular component: plasma membrane. Gene Ontology annotation, biological process: choline metabolic process; acetylcholine catabolic process in synaptic cleft. The transcript has 10 exons. Bases 983 to 2932 code for a protein of 649 amino acids. The record is from RefSeq and is a predicted model, not a curated record.
UAGCUAGAGACAUCGUCGUGUUUUGAGCGGCUGACACAUAUUUUCCGAGUCCAGCGGAUCGAGCGGACUACGCCACACUAGUUUUCAAUUCAGUGCGCAAAAUAAGGCAUAAAGAAAAACAGUAAAAGUAGGCGAGAUAAAAAGGAGACAACGGCACAAAGUAAACCCAAAGGCAGACUAUUCAUUUUCAAAGGGUAGCCCUCCCCCCUUUUCCCAUCUCUUUCGGUCUUUAAGCCAGCUCUCAAACAAGCUCACACAUACACUGGCAUGCAUGUGGCAUAACACGGCCACAGAAGGAUAUUCAUUAGCCAGGUUUUGUGUGUGAUAAAGUGAAGUUUUGGUGCAAAAAACGAGAAUUCAAUGCAAGCAGUUCCCCAUUUUAUUUGCAGUUUGGAAAGUUAGUAAAUCGCAGAAUCGGAGAAGUUCUAAACAAACAACAAACAUCAACAGUGACAUGUAGUGAGCGGCCAAGUGCAGCAUUUUCAGUGCACAAAAGUUCAAACACAGCCGGAGCCGAAGAACAAAAGCCGAGCAGCCGGAGCGGGCGCUGCAAAAGUGCAACAGCUGCACAGGAAAGCGAACUGAAACCCCCGCCCGAACAGGUCCAUAAACAGAUUCAGAUUCGAACCCAAUUCCCAGUGCCGAGUUGCCAGAUUCCGGAUUCCAAAGCUGCUGCGGCGGGAGAAUGUGUAGUGCAACACACGGGCGGCAGCUUCAAGUGGCAAUUGUGGCAGCAGCAGCAGCGGCGAACUCAACCGGAUAAUAAGUUGUGGAUGCGGCUUGCAGCCCCGGGCAGGCAUCCCGAAUCCGCCAGGAACACCAACUCCUAACCGAGUUACCCAGCGUGCAGAAAUCGCGAAUCGCCACCAGAGACAGUGGUCAGUGUCAGUGACGUCAGGCCAAAGUAGGACACCGCCCAUCGCCACCGCCACCACCACCGCCACCGCCAUCGCCACCCAUCGCCGCCCUGCGCAUCCGCGUCAUGGCCUCCGUACGGCAGAGCAGCCUCCUGCCCAUGUCCUUGCCCCUGCCCCUGCCCCUCUCGCUGCCCCUCCCCCUGGUUUUAGUGCUAUCGCUGCACCUGUCCGGCGUCUGUGGCGUCAUCGACCGCCUGGUGGUGCAGACCACGUCCGGACCCGUCCGCGGCCGCUCGGUGACGGUGCAGGGCAGAGAGGUGCACGUCUACACGGGCAUCCCCUACGCCAAGCCGCCCGUCGAGGAUCUCCGCUUCCGCAAACCGGUGCCGGCGGAGCCCUGGCACGGCGUCCUCGACGCCACACGUCUGUCCGCCACCUGCGUCCAAGAGCGUUACGAGUACUUCCCUGGCUUCUCCGGCGAGGAGAUCUGGAACCCCAAUACCAAUGUGUCCGAGGACUGCCUCUACAUCAACGUCUGGGCACCGGCAAAGGCUCGACUCCGCCAUGGGCGGGGUGCCAAUGGGGGUGAGCACGCCAAUGGCAAACAGGCGGACACGGACCACCUGAUCCACAACGGCAAUCCGCAGAACACUACCAAUGGCCUGCCCAUUCUGAUCUGGAUUUACGGCGGCGGAUUCAUGACCGGAUCGGCCACCUUGGACAUUUACAAUGCAGACAUCAUGGCCGCCGUGGGCAAUGUGAUAGUGGCCUCCUUCCAAUAUCGCGUCGGUGCCUUUGGGUUCCUGCACUUGGCGCCGGAGAUGCCAUCGGAUUUCGCGGAGGAGGCGCCCGGAAAUGUGGGCCUGUGGGACCAGGCUCUGGCCAUUCGCUGGCUGAAGGACAACGCCCAUGCCUUUGGCGGAAAUCCAGAGUGGAUGACCCUAUUCGGGGAGUCGGCGGGGUCCAGUUCGGUGAACGCCCAGCUCAUGUCGCCGGUGACCAGAGGCCUGGUCAAGCGGGGCAUGAUGCAGUCGGGCACCAUGAACGCCCCCUGGAGCCACAUGACCUCCGAAAAGGCCGUGGAGAUCGGCAAGGCGCUGAUCAACGACUGCAACUGCAACGCCUCCAUGCUGAAGACCAAUCCCGCUCACGUGAUGAGCUGCAUGCGGUCGGUGGACGCCAAGACCAUAUCGGUGCAGCAGUGGAACUCCUACUCGGGCAUCCUCAGCUUCCCCUCGGCGCCCACCAUCGAUGGAGCCUUCCUGCCGGCCGAUCCCAUGACGCUAAUGAAGACGGCGGAUCUGAAGGACUACGACAUCCUGAUGGGAAAUGUCAGGGACGAGGGCACUUACUUCUUGCUGUACGAUUUCAUCGAUUACUUCGAUAAGGACGAUGCCACGGCGCUGCCACGGGACAAAUAUCUGGAAAUUAUGAACAACAUUUUUGGCAAGGCAACGCAGGCGGAACGCGAGGCUAUCAUUUUCCAGUACACCAGCUGGGAGGGUAAUCCUGGCUAUCAGAACCAGCAGCAAAUCGGACGCGCCGUGGGCGAUCACUUCUUCACCUGCCCCACCAACGAUUAUGCCCAGGCUCUGGCGGAGCGAGGCGCCUCCGUGCACUACUACUACUUCACACACCGCACGAGCACCUCGUUGUGGGGCGAAUGGAUGGGCGUGCUGCACGGCGAUGAGAUUGAGUACUUCUUUGGCCAGCCGCUGAACAACUCCCUGCAGUAUCGACCUGUGGAGCGUGAGCUGGGCAAGCGUAUGCUGAGUGCGGUCAUCGAGUUCGCCAAGACAGGAAAUCCCGCUCAGGAUGGCGAGGAGUGGCCGAACUUCUCGAAGGAGGAUCCCGUCUACUACAUUUUCAGCACGGACGAUAAGAUCGAGAAGUUGGCCAGAGGUCCGUUGGCGGCCAGGUGCUCUUUCUGGAACGAUUACUUGCCGAAAGUCAGGAGUUGGGCAGGCUGCGAUGGCGGUUCAGGAAGUGCUUCCAUAUCCCCCAGACUGCAGCUUCUGGGAAUCGCUGCUCUGAUCUACAUCUGCGCCGCAUUGCGAACCAAGGGGGUUUUCUAAAAGAAAACCUCUGCCGGCAGAAUCCACACACACACACACUGGAACACACACCACAUCCACGCCACGCCACACCCACACCCACACCCACAACCAAACACACACUUAAAGUUAGAACACGUAUAUUAAUAAAAUUAGCAAACGGAAGGAAACCAAAUUUUUUGUAGGCGCAGAGACAUUUGUGUAGGAGCAGCAGGAGAUUUGUUUACGGAACUUAGUAGGAUCGGUUUGAGCAUGUCGAUGGCAAUUGCUGAACAUUUGUAAAUUGAACUUAGAGCUCUACGCACGCCCCAGGCAGUCAGAGGGUCGUCCAGUGUCCUUCGAAGGAUCCUGCACCACCCAGCCGGACUUCCGACUGCAGAGACCACUGUUGCCACAAGCCAGAAGCCACAAGCCACGCGCCAUAGGCCAGGCCCAAACCAAAUUGUUUUGUGUAGCACAACGCUAAAUUGCUUCAUUUGAGAGAAAUUAGCCAAUGGGCGGGCGCAAUUUUUGAUAAAUAUUAAUGCAAAUAGAACUUAAAAUGUUUGUCAUGCCUUCAGGGGGCAGCCAAAAUGAAACAAAGUUUACAGAUAUACGUUUACCGAACGGAAAACUCGCUCAGAUGACAGACAGUUUUUGCCACGCCCACAUUAUUGAGCGAUCUUUGAGCGCAUUUAAUGGCACAAUUUUUGCUUUCAGUUCGAAAAAGUCCUUGUCGCCUAACGAUAUUUGGCCAAAUUGCAUUGGUUUCAUGCUUAGGUUGAGGGUUCGUUUGAUUUCGAUUUAAAUUCCCAAGGAAAAACCAACCACACACGAAAUUUGUAACCACACAAGAUUCUUAUGAGAAAACCCAAAUGGAAAUUUACGCAAAAAUCAACAAUUGUAUUGUACAAAAAUUGGCGUUGGUUUAUUAGGAGGGACGAAAUGAAAAAUAAUGAAUAUAGCCCCAAGUCUAGCACUUACCCAAGACAAAUUUUUUCGAAGCGAACAAAGCGAAGCAAAUUGAUAAAUUGUACUAAAGAAUCGGUCGAAAAAUGAGAUUUAAGCAUAGUUCGGGGCGAAGACGAUAUUUAUAAUGCAAAACAUAUCAGUAUAUUAUUGUAUUUGUACUAAACGUUUUACAAAUUGGCUUAGUGAGAGCUUGGAUGGAGGAAAAAUGAAAUGAUUUAAUACUGAAUAAUGGUAAUUAGAAAUUUUAUACACAUAGCGAAAUUGGAUCAAUGAUUAACACAAAACGUAUUGUAUAAUGAGUAACGUAUAUGUACUUGGUAUGUCUAUAUCUAUAAAUAAAUAUUGUUCAAAACGUAAA